Messenger RNA from Bubalus bubalis (water buffalo), 1098 nucleotides. RefSeq names its product acyl-coenzyme A thioesterase THEM4. Gene Ontology annotation, biological process: long-chain fatty-acyl-CoA metabolic process; cardiolipin acyl-chain remodeling. NCBI's taxonomy places the organism in Eukaryota, Metazoa, Chordata, Mammalia, Artiodactyla, Bovidae. Bases 28 to 900 code for a protein of 290 amino acids. The record is from RefSeq and is a predicted model, not a curated record. The transcript has 6 exons. Gene Ontology annotation, cellular component: mitochondrial matrix.
UAGUUCUGCUCCCCACUGCUUGGCCUAAUGCAGGAGAGGGACGUGGGACGGCCUGGCCCUCAGAGGACCCACACAGGCUCCGAUUGGCUAAGUCCGAGCCUCAGGUCUGUGCUCAACUACCAGGAGGAAGGCUUGCCUUUGGCAGAAGGUUCAGCUGGCGCAUCUCGGUUGGACAUCAUGCUGCAGAGAGGUCUCAGGUGGCUGGCAAGGCUCCGACAGGCAGCAAGCCUUCUCCCAGCCCUGGCUGGCCAGCCCCGGAUGCUCUGGUCAGCCUGGGCACCAGCCCCACUCAUCACCGUCUCAAGAAGUCACCUCCAUUCCGAUUCAAAGGAUUAUUCCCUCCCAAACUCUGGCUGGAGCCCCAUCAUGGUGAGGCUGUACAAUGAACUCAUGGAGAAGACUGUGGAUGGGACGUGGACGCGACUUCCUGGUUACUGUCACUCCUGGCAGUUCCUUAAAGAGGGGGACCUUGCUAGGAUCGCUAAAGUUGUCCCUGUCCAAAGGGUAGAAGACGCCCGCCUCUUUCUCCGGAUCACAGAGAUGGAGAGACUCGGCUUUGAGUAUGUCAUCUUCCACAAUGACUCUGAGAAGAAGUGCGUCUGCUUGUUCCAGCCUGGGCCCCUCCUGGAGGGGCUGCCUGGGAUAAUCCAUGGUGGCGCGCUGGGGACCAUGAUAGACACCACGCUGUUCAUGACGGCCUACUGCAGCGCUAAUGCAGUCUUUACCGGGACCAUGACCAUCACCUUCAAGAGCCCGAUCACCCUCGGCUCAGUGGUGAGGCUGGAGGCAAACAUCACUGGCAUGGAAGGGAGAAAGGUGUUUCUCUCCUGCGAAGCCCAAAGCAGUGACAGGACCACCCUCUUUGCCGAAGCUUCUGCCAUCUUCUUCCAAAUGAAGUGAUACAGGUGCAAGGCACCAUAAGCUCAUCUCCUCCUGGCCCAGAGGGCAGGAAACCAAAGCUUCCUUUGGAGCAGAGUCUGUCUCUCCACCCAUCUCCAGCUGCCAGUGUUUACUCCAGCCCUUUCCUCCUUGGAUGGUGAAAACUCCUCCAGCUGUCAGAACUUGUUAUGAAUAAAUUUUGAAAAGGGAGAUUAUGUA